AUGGCCCUUCCGGUCUCCCUUGCCUUUGCCGCACCACCACCACCGGUUGACAUUCAAGCAAUUCGGAUUAACCAGCACCAGAUCAAGGUGACCUGGCGUAUGCCCGAUGGGGACCAGGCUACAGGCUCGGGCGCAGGCUCAAGGCUCCCCAAAAGACGGGUAGCUGUCCAGGGAUUUCGUCUGCUCUACGCCCCCAAUGAGAGUCCCUACGAUUCCGACCGCUGGACCACCUACGAUGUGGGUCCCGUGGAGAUGACCAUCAUCUCACACCUGGACAGCAAGAGUCCCUACAUAAUACGCGUGAAAUCCCGCGGACCG
This is a messenger RNA of Dibothriocephalus latus, 318 nucleotides long. The record is from the annotation of a GenBank genome assembly. NCBI's taxonomy places the organism in Eukaryota, Metazoa, Platyhelminthes, Cestoda, Diphyllobothriidea, Diphyllobothriidae.